Messenger RNA from Fusarium sp. VM40, 4074 nucleotides. NCBI's taxonomy places the organism in Eukaryota, Fungi, Ascomycota, Sordariomycetes, Hypocreales, Nectriaceae. The record is from the annotation of a GenBank genome assembly.
AUGGAGACUAUCAUAGACCCUUUCAGCCAGAUACUCUGGCAAGAUCCCUCAAUACUGCCGUCAGAAAGCGUACAGUCUAUCGAGGAGCAGGCCAAAGAGCAGCUUAAUCGAAAUGAAAACAGGUUCCCAGCUUUCCUAGCCCAUCUCUCGUCCCUAGAAAAGAAGGGACGCGGAACAGAAACCGUGUUUAUAAAUGAGUAUAUCCAAGGGUUUACUGAUCGUUCUUUCAUCGACCGCGGCGCGACCUUCUCCGUCGAAAAGGCUGUUGCAAUCCCAAACCAGCAAACAACCAGCUUCGCGCCUUCAGUCAUCCGCCAAAAGCGUGUCGUGGCUUUAAAGUCAGUUCGGAUUCAGUCUCAAUCGGACGAACUACCUAAAGCAGGUUGGGACCAUGUAUUGCUCGAAAUUCGCGCUCUUCUCCACGAGACACUUCGCUAUCAUCCCAAUAUCGUGCGUCUUAUCGGUCUGUACUGGGGUCCCGACGGAGCAUCCGGCAAUGUGUAUCCUCAGCUUGUUAUCGAACAUGCAGAGCAUGGAACAUUAGAGGACCUGCAGAAUAACUCGAAAUCACCAAUUCCAUUUGCCGUCAAGCAGAAACUGCUGUACGAUGCGGGUAAAGGCUUAUCUAUCAUUCAUGCUUGUAGCAUCAUUCAUGGCGACAUCAAGCGUCAGAAUGUAUUGAUUUUUGCAGAUAACUCCAACCACGGCCCAUAUAUGGCCAAGCUGGCUGACUUUGGAGGCGCUAUCUAUGGCUCUGAGAAGUAUGACUCUUAUCGCUUCAUCUGCAAGACACCAAGAUACGCUGCACCGGAAACCGACGGCAUUGUCACCUCUGAAGCUGCAAAGCUUUGCGACGUCUAUUCGUUUGGCCUACUUGUCUGCGAAACAUUUAAUGAUGGGGAUCUGUCGAGUCUUCAUUAUGAGUUCAGUCCCCAGGGCAACUCGAUAACUUCAUCAGUGACGUUGGCUCAACUGAAGCAAUCUGGAAGGCUUUUGCAUAGAGCAACAUCUAUGAUCCAGGAUUAUUUCGAUAUGCAUGAGAUCAACCAGAACUGUGCGGAAAUGGUUCUAUAUGUUCUUGAACAGACGAUACAAAAGAACCUGGCAAAUAGGUCAUUGGCAAAGGCGCAGGCUGCUCUGAGAGGUGCUCCUCUCUCGGAAAUUGACGACUAUCUAAGUGACGUCGAUCAGAUGAAUCGCAAGUGGAAAGAAGUCGAAGAUAACGAACCUCCUGGAAAGCAUGGCGUUAGUGCAGAUGGCGCUGGAUUGGUCUUAGGCACAAUGGGAGCUACGUAUGAUCCGCAAAACAACACGCCCGGCUUUCGCCCCAAGGUUAAGGCUCCUGUAGACCCGGGUUUUGUUUUCGAGCCUGAAAAGCUCAAGAACAUUUUAUCAUGGCAGCAGCAAGAGAAUAUCCUUCGAGAUCUUCAGGCUAUCUCAGAUUCUGGAGAUAAAAGUCGCGAUGUCGAGCUACAUAAGCUAUUUGCAGCCUGGUUCCUAUUCAGAUGUCAUGUCGCGGAAUUUGGCACGUUCCUUAACCCCGAGAAAGCUUGUGCUGCAAUUCGAAAAGCAGCAAGUGAUGCAGUAACCGGAUCUGAUGAUUCAAGUGGCUUUGAGUAUCUUGCUGCAUCGUGUGUAUGGCGCGUAAGUCAAGCUCUGGGACAGACACCGCCUGAACUAUUGGAAGUCCUCCCGUCUAGUCUUCAGUGGGCUACCCUUCGAGGUGGUUGGCAGGCUGCCCAAGAUCUCGAGGAUGCUCUGCCACUCUUGAGUGAUGAAGCCAGGGAGAACGCGACCCAAACGUAUCAGAAUGCGCGGAGACUUGCUAAUUACUUCAGUGGAGUACCUGGCUCACUUGCUUUCUUGCCGCGACACUUGAGACGGGACUUUCAGAUCGACAAUGUAGAUCAACUGCAACAAGAGCUCAAGGAGGAGCUUGGAGCUGCCUAUGAAUUGUCACUCAAGAGCUCGCACGGGACGAUUGAAAAUACGCAACAAAUGAAUCACUUCGACAGAAUCUUCGUCAAUAGCCGAGGACAUGGGAUCCUGCACAUGGCAGCAGCUCGUGGACAAGCCAAAACAAUCAACCAUCUCAUUAACACCUUCAAGCUGGAUAUCGACCUUCCGAAUCAGGACUGUGAAGAAACGCCAUUAGUCUGCUCUUGUCGUAAUGCCCAUUUGGAGGCUUCCCUAGCACUACUCCGUCAUGGCGCGAACCCAAAAGGACAUCCUUUGGGACAAGACACUCCGCUUCAUUGGCUGUGGAGGUUUGAGAAAGAAGAGAUGAUGUCCAUGGCGAAAGGUCUACUGGACGCUGGAGCUUUAAUCGAUGCCGCGUCGGGUAGUAUGAGGGCUGAAGUCCUGAAGGCACACGCUGACUGGGAAGGAACAAUGUCUAUCUCCACGACGCCUUUGGGUCGUUGUGUUCUGUUUCAGAAUCUUCAUGCUGCUGAGGUCCUCAUCGAACUGGGUGCUGACCCAAUGUUUGAAAUUAACGGGAAGUCACCCUUUCAGCUUGCUGCCAUGCUCGCAUUACCAAAAUUCCUUCGACUAUUUUUAAGCCAAGGCCAUACCGAAUCAAGGAUCAUGGGUUUGUUCAAUGGUUAUGACGAUGUUACUCUUUUGAAGAUGACUCAGGAGCUCAAGUUUGGCAACCGAGAUACGUUUUCGUUGCUCAGCCGACUCAUCAGAAACGGUCCGAGGUAUCGUUCUGAUAUCGAGGAAACACUUGCCAUUUUCAAGGAGCAGAGAGAAUAUCUAGGUAACGCCGCUUUUCCCAGUGGGCACUCUGGAGAAGGUUUGUGUAUGCAAAUCAAACUUGGGAAUCGUGAUAUUGUUGAGGCGUUACUAAAAAUGGGACACAAUCCCUCUGGCUUGCCUGGCUAUCGACCCAUGCGCGAAGCGGUACUACUCAAUGAUGAGAAAGUGUUCCGGUUAUUGCGAGACUAUGGCGUGGACAUCGAAAGCUACCCUGAGUGGCCGCGUACGUUGCUUCACGAUCUAGCUGGGAGACCGGCUUCAUCACCCCCUGGAACUAUCAUAGCGCAAUAUCUCAUAGAGUCCGGGGUCUCUAUUUUGGACCAUCCAUCAGGCACUAGACCGCCUGUUGUCGAAGCAAUCUUGCAUGGAUACUUUGAUCUAGCGGAUCUGCUCAUUCAGCAUGGAGCGCAAAUUGGCUGUCCAUACCAGCUGGGUCCCGAACUCCCUCGAAUUUCUAUCUUCAAGGAGCUGCUUGAACAAAGAACCGAGAUGUCGCUGUCAAUCCUUCAGUCCCUUCUCAGACCGAAUGAUACAAUAGCUGGCCACGAACCAAUACUACGCCACAAUGAGCAAUUCAAUUUCAUCGUGGAUCACAUCGGAAAUCCUGCCGAAGAACAAAGUGCAUGGAUUAUCCUUGCUACCUCACCACCAGCACGCAAGGACGUCGUGGAAGCGGAGAUCUACAUGGCCCAGGUUCAGUGCAUGCUUUCAGAGGACUCACCAUUCGCGAGCAAAGAAUGCAUAAACUUUGAUCACCCAAGGCUUGGCACCGCUUUAUGCCGAGCUGCCCUAUUCCAAAACCACUUUCUAGUUGGAAAGCUUCUCCUGAACGGCGCUGAUCCUAAUAUCAGAUUCCAUCAAGACUUUGGACCAGCGCAGCGAUAUUUUGGUGACGGAUCCCCAGCCAAUCUAGCGCUAGGUUGCUAUGAAGUCGCCAUUGAAGGCUGGAAUGACACGGUACCAGAUUCUAUGCUGGAGGACAUGCGAAGUGUGAUCAACGAAUUGGAGUCUACUCGGGACUAUCCGGACGAAGCGCUUACUCGAGGAGAGACUCUCAGGAAGCGGCAUAAGGAUCUUCUAUCGACACGGAAUGAUACACUCGCUAUACAGUCGCAAAUGGCUAAUAUGAACCUUCAGCAAAGCUUAGUUGACUUAUCAGAUGUAAGCGCGAUACAAGCGCCAGACCUAGAUGAGAGCCAGCGGGAGAUAUUCCAGGCUACGGAGGUAAUUAUUCGGUGGAUGUUUGAUUCGCAGCGAUACGGAACAAUUGGACGAGCGGAAAUGGCGAGAUUAGCAGAUGGUGAGAAUGCAUAG